Messenger RNA from Brugia pahangi, 1842 nucleotides. Lineage: Eukaryota; Metazoa; Nematoda; Chromadorea; Rhabditida; Onchocercidae. The record is from the annotation of a GenBank genome assembly.
AUGUUCGCUUCAACAUUGAAUCAUGCAGAAGAAUUUCUGAAAAGUAUAUGCUGUGAUCAAUGUCAUCAGCUAUCGGAUAAGUUACAGUUUAUUGGAUCAUCAUGCAAGCAUGUUUUUUGCUGGACAUGUGUCAACACAAUUUGCGAUGGAAAGUCUUUCCCAUUAUGUCCACAGUGUUUACUACCCGUUGGAUUACAGCAUAUGAAGUCCGCCACUUUUGCUGAUCAGCUUUUCCAAAAUCUUUUAUCUCUGAAAGAAACUCUAUCUGACUUUACCAUUUCCCAGUAUGAUCGACAAGUUAUGCUUAGUCUAGUUGAAACAGAUAAACAGCGAAGAACUGUGGAAGAGUUUUGUUCUACGCAGGAAUGUGUUAAAAUCGAAGACGAUGUUAAUCAUACGAACAUAAAUGAGCAACGUAAUGGAUUACCGUCAGAAACAUCUCCUGUUUCGAGUGGUAAUGUUUUGGACCUUGUUUCGCUAUCAGGCGAUGUUACACCAUCCACGAAACUAAAUGAUACUGUUAUUGCUAGAACUUCUAUCCAAAAUGAUGUUAUAAUGACUCAGCAAUUACGUGUUUAUGAUGAACCAGAGAAAUUUCAAUUCUUCAAGGAACCACCCCGAAAUACUUUUGGUAGAGCUGUAGCAAAGAAAAGGACGUCAACUGAUUCCGAACUUGGAUUGAAAAAUUGGGGCGCUAAAAAUCUAAGUACAAUCCCAUUAAAAACAACAAUAGCACAAAAUUCUCAUAAAUCACCAGUUCAACGAUAUGAAUAUAAUCUAGUGAAUGCAACUAUACGCGGAUCAAAAAAAAAGCUUUUGGAAGCUUUAAAGAAUGGAGAAGAUGCUAAUGAAAGUGACAAUCUUGGUUUCACGGCGCUUUAUCAUGCUGCAGCUCAUAAUUACACUGAAAUUUGCAAAAUUUUGAUUGAAAAUGGUGCUCUCAUCGAUGCGCAUGGUGGAGAGUUAUGCGAAACAGCUCUUCACGCAGCUGUGCGUUGGCAGGCUGUUGAUGUUGUAGAAUACUUGUUAUCAAAGGGAGCAAAUAGACGAGCGCGUAACUUAAAAGAUGAAACACCAAUGGAUUUGAUUAAAGAUGAUGAAAUGCGAGCAGUUUUUGACAGAAUUUCCCAUCCGAUUCAAAUGGUAUAUCCUUCUCGAAAAUCCAAAAAAUAUUCUGUCUUCCUAUCGACAACAUUACCGAAUUUAAACAUUGAACGUGGCAAACUUUCAUUCAGUGAUCUGUUACAAAAUACUAUGAAUUUAGAAAAUGCCACACAUUUUGUUGUUCAAGCAGGGAAAAACCGAGCAACAGAAAUCAAUGUUGAAAUUUUGGAAGCUAUGCUGCGUGGACAAUAUAUUUUAACCAGUGAAUGGUUGAAUGCAUGUUUGGAAGCAAAUGACAUCGUAGAUGAAGAGUUGUAUGAAAUUUCAACAAUUAUUCGUAAUGGUCAACUGCUUGCUAAAAAUUCAUGUUCUACAGCCAGAAUAAAUUAUGCUAGAAUGGAGCCAGAGCUUUUUCGAGGAUGUCACUUUUAUUUUUGCAAGCAUAAAUACUUACCAUAUCGAGAAAAUGAAGUCAAGAAACUAGUUCGAUUAGCUGGAGGUGUAAUACUUGGAAGAGAACCCAAAAUAGAGGAAUAUAUCGAGAGUGGCUUAAGGCCAUAUCAUGCGAAAAGAGCAGGAAAUAAUUUGAAUGAGCUGUUUGGUUUAUUCGUAGUGUAUAUGCCAGGCCAGUCUAUUCCACAACGGGUUACGAAGCAAAAAUUUAUCAGCCUUAUUACGCCAAUUUGGAUAAUGGAAUGUAUCGCGAAAUUUACACUUUUGCGACCCGAAGAUCAAUGA